GCGCCCGGAGGACCUGUAUUCGGCGGCUCCAUGUCGCUGCCUGCCUCCCAGGCACCACCGCCGCCGCCGCCGCCUCCGCCGCACCCGCCGUCAUCGUUCGGGGCUGGGCCGCCGCCCUGGUCGGCGCCGGCGCAGAACGGCGCUGGACAGUGGACGGGCCAGCCGUACCCGCAGCUGUCGACGGCGCCGGCGCCGGCCGCCGGCGCCCACUUCUACGACAGUCGCGUGCAGUACCAGUACCCGCAGACGGCCGGCGCCGCCUUCUACGCCGGCUCCGGCGUCGAGGACCACUUCGCCGACCCGUUCUCGAGCCAGAACGGCGGCGCGACGCUGGGCGCGGCCUACCCGCCUCUGCCGGACCCGGCGGCCGGUCGAGCCAACGGCGCUGGCAACGGCUACAGCCCCGGCCCCAGCUACAUCGUCAGCAACGGCGCCGAGAAGGGCUCGCACCUGCUGAUCCCGGUGUCGAACACGGCCGCCGUGCUGGCCAAGCCGUCGCCGCUGGGCGGCAGCGCCGGCCUCUCGCGGCCCGGACUCAUGGUCUCUACCACCAUCACGCCGCUUAGCCACGCGCAGCAAAUGACGACGUCUUUAAACUACCAGCCUGGCCACCAUCUGUACUCCCGCCGGUCGAGCAGCUCACACAGCUCUAGCUCGGCCGCCCGGUGCCCAGGCGAUACCAGCGGAGGUGCCGGCGCGCUCGUCUACCCCAUGGACCCGCCGCCGCCACUCACAGUACAUGACAAACUCAAGCUCAAGAUCUACGAGCGCCAGCAGAAGGCGCCGCCGGCCAAGCCCGGCAGCUCGCCGCAAACGGUGACGCACUCGCCGCAUCAAGUGGCGCACUCGCCGCACCAGGUGCCGCACUCGCCGCACCAGGUGCCGCACUCGCCGCACCAAAUGCCGCACUCGCCACAUUCGUCGCACCAGGUGGCGCUGUCGCCGCGGCAGGUCUCCCAGUCGCCCCAUCCCGUGCCGCAGUCGCCACACCGCAUGACGCAGUCGCCUCAUCACGUGCCGCAGUCGCCCCAUCACGUGCCGCAGUCGCCCCACCACAUGCCGCAGUCGCCCUUACAACAGAUGGUGCAUUCGCCGCACGGCCUGCCACCAAGUCCGCACGCAUUCGGCCAGCUGCCUGCAUCUCCACUGCAACAGCAGCAGCAACAACAACAACAGCAGCAACAGCAACAGCAGCAACAGCAACAGCAGCAGCAGCAGCAACAGCAACAGCAACAGCAGCAGCAACAACAACAGCAGCAGCAGCAGCAGCAGCAGCAGCAGCAGCAGCAGCAGCGGAGCCAGGCGCUCAGUCCGCAGAUAUACAGCAUGCCGACGCCGCUGGAGCAGAAGCCGCCGGCCGAGCUGGAGCCGUUCGAGGGGUUCGGCUCGCUGGGCGCCGAGCCGGGCUCGUACCAGGUGACGGGCAACAUCUUCCAGACGGGCCUGGGCUUCGGCGAGCCGGGCGUGGGCUCCAGCCUGUGCAGCGACCGGGUGAGCAGCUCCGGCCAGCGGCUGGAGCCGGCCGACCAGCUGGGCGACGCUCUCCUGCCGCCCGACACCGACGAGCAGCCUUUUUUAGCCCUUAGGACUGCAGGAGCCGAGCGGCGACGCUCGCGUGGGGGCCCUGCAGUCCUGGACGCCCUUCCAUCACCCACUGGCGUCGCUUCUGGCGCACCGACGCCGUUUGGAGUCACCUCUGACACACUGACGUCACCGGCAGUCAUCUCUGGCGCACUGGCACUGCUCGAAGACAUCGCUGGCGCAUUGACGCCACCGGCAGACAUCACUGGCGCACUGACGCCAUCGGCAGACAUCGCUGGCGCACUGACGCCACCGGCAGACAUCGCUGGCGCACUGAUACUGCCUGGAGUCAGCUGUAGCGCACUGACACCGCCUGGACUCUCCUCUGAUGCCCCAUUGGCGCCGGCCGGCGACUGCCGUGAGGCGCUCCUGACGCCCGCGCUCGACCCGCACCCAGCUCCAGCUCCAGCUCCAGCUCCAGCUCCACCUCAGCAGGCUGGCACGGCGACGCUGGCCGAGAACGACAGCGAGGCCUCUCAGAACAACUCGCCACCAGGGAACCAGCCACUCGGCCGUCUCGGUAGCCAGCCGGCGGCCCUCUCGCCGCCAGCCGGGAGCCAACGCCAGCUGACGACGACCGGGGGUGGCCCGGAGAGCGAGGCGGCCGUGUACGAGGGGGCGCGCUCCUCUACAACGCUGGAGCUGUGUGAGACGCAGACGCAGAUGGAGUCUCAGUGGACGAGGCUCGUGUCGCCGCCACACCCCUGCGCCGGGGGCCGGCCACAGGCCAAGCGCGAUGCAGCGAACGCGACGGACACCCUCGAAGCUGAAGGCAUCAUCACAUGGUCUGAACCGAAGAGGCCCCGACUCAGCGCGCCGUCACCGCUGCCGCCGCCUGCCGUCCUGAGUUCUCCUCCCCCCGGGGAGACACGGCAGGCGUCGCCCCCACCCCACCAGCAGCUAUCCAUAACCCAGCCGCUCACGCGCCACCAGCCGCCCACAACCCGGCCGUUGGUGACGUCACCGCCGUGGCCACCGGACCCGCGGGUCGCCGCCGCCGGCCGCGCGUGGGAUGUUGACCACCGGUCGUCUUUCACGGAAUCUCAGGGAGUUUACGGUCUGCCCGUGGACCAUACUAGUCAGGACGGCGGCGGCGGCGGCGACGGCGGCGCGGCAGCUCGUGGGCCGGCCAAGCGGCCGGGCUGCGGCGGCCCCCCCGGCGUGCCGGGCUCGACGCGGGCCACGCCGCAGGCGGACGGCGACGCCCGCGCGCUGUGACGUUGCGGCGGGGUUAGCGGCACCUGCCGACCGGAUCUCACCUGUCGACGAGCUUCUGUUGCUCAUCGGCACUCGCCGUGGCCGCGUGACGUUCCUCAGUUUGUUCAUCGUCUGUCUGCGGGCUGGAUGGCAUGAGGGCUCGACGCCCUCCGGCGCCCGACGCGUCGGGCGCCCGUCUGCACGACGCGAUCGCCCCCCUUUUUUGUACCUGCAAGUGAGCCAUGAGGUGGUCUGACAGGUCCUAGUGGCCGCCCUGCCCCUCAGGCCGUCAGCCGGUACGCUCUCACCUGUCCUGUCGGAGGAACUCUGUCGGCUGGCGGUGUGGAUCUGACGCGCGCUAGGUCCGCCCCGCCAUGAGCAAUCUGGCGCGAUGUACGGGCCGAUCCCAGGCCAUACCGACUACUGUUCAGUCGUCGCAUCUGUUCUCGUCCACCGAGUACGCGGCAGCGCCUCCUCGCUCACCAACGACCACGCCCGACAGGGUGUUAUGCACUGAUGAGGUGGAUAGCUGUGAGCGACGCACUGUGCCCUAUUAGACGAAAUACGGAUCAAAUCGACUGGGCGCCACCGACCAACCGGCUGGGGCUUCUGCUCAAACGAUGUCUCAUCUACACCCGCGAAUCAUGCCGACACGUUUUGUCGUGAAAUUGUGCUCAGACCGGUGCGCGAGUGUCGGCAGCGCUUCGCCACUUCGUUGGCUCGUUACCAGCCCGGUUUAUCUCGGCCUAGCCCCUCCCUGUGUUGUGCGUGUUAAACGUGUACUGAUCUCCGCGCAGAGCUGAGAGCAUAAUCUGUCCGAGCGAGGACGGCCCCCGGCGGUCGAUAUUAUUUAAUUGCGCGUGCGUCCACUCGUCCGAGGUCCGAACGCGUCGGGCUCGGCGAGUCUGUACCAUAGUUUUGUACUGUAUUUUUGUACGCUCUGUACAUAGGCGAGGCGCGUGGGGGCGCAGGCACCAAUAGCUGUGGGCGUACAAGUAUUUUUCAUGGUCCAUCCCGUCUCAUUAUCACAGAGUGGCUCCUUGAUUUGUCGUGGGCGGCGCGCUGACCGAGGGCGCCGUGAGCCGGCGGCGCCCGCCUCAGACCGGCCGCGUGGGCGCGUGUGACUGCUCUUGGCGGGUGGGCCACUGUGAGGCCGUGGUCUGGUCGCGGUUCACUCGUGUUCGGCAUGACUGAUGGUGUAGCGCGCGCGCUGGGGCCUUCGCCACUGACAGCGACGCGUGCUGGCCGCCAGCGGCCGCCUC
This is a messenger RNA of Pollicipes pollicipes, 4040 nucleotides long. RefSeq names its product histone-lysine N-methyltransferase 2D. The record is from RefSeq and is a predicted model, not a curated record. Gene Ontology annotation, molecular function: zinc ion binding; methyl-CpG binding. Gene Ontology annotation, cellular component: nucleus. NCBI's taxonomy places the organism in Eukaryota, Metazoa, Arthropoda, Thecostraca, Pollicipedomorpha, Pollicipedidae.